AAUCGUCAACUUCGCCUGUUCCAAUUGCUAAUGACGUCACUUUCUAAUGACGUCAUUAGCUUUCCGGGUGUUAUUGUCUAUUUGAUCCCGGAAAAAGAAUGUAAUUAACCAAUCACAAUACAGAGCACACGACAGUCAGUUUACAAUGCAGGAUAAAUUGUAAAUACAACCUGUGUUUAAAAAAAGAAAAAAAGAAAAGAAAACAAGUUUCAUUGGUUGACAAGACUUGAUACUUGGCAAUAAGACGACCAACGGAGCCGCUCUGUGGGUUUUACUUAUGUCAGGAGCCGUUGCCAUGGGGACAGAAUCGAACACCGUGGAAUACGUGAAGGACAAGGUCGCGGCAACGCCGGACGCGAACACGAACACGAACGCGAACACCGCCACGAAGAGCGCCGACGAGACGAACUUCCCAUCCAUCAUCGAGAUCAAGAAGACCAUCCCGCCCCACUGUUUCGAGCCCUGCGUCGCCACCUCCUUCUACUACGCGGCCAAAGAUCUCUUCAUGGUUGCCUUGCUGUACGCCGCAUCCGAGGCCAUGUGGCAGGUCUUGCCGGCGUACGUGGCGUUGGCGCUGACGCCGCUCUACUGGCUACUGCAGGGCACCUACCUGUGGGCGAUCUUCGUCGUCGGCCACGACUGCGGCCACGACUCGUUCUCGAAGAGCGUCCCGCUCAACGACGUUGUCGGCACCGUGCUGCACACGCUGGUGUUCGCGCCGUACUACUGCUGGAAGCUGUCGCACCGCCACCACCACAAGAACACGGGCAACAUCGACCGCGACGAGGUCUUCUACCCGAUCCGCUCCGACGACGGCAGCAAGGGCAUGCAGGCGCUGCCGGGGUUCGGCCUCGGGGUCGCCUGGUUCAUCUACCUGAUGACGGGCUACCACGACCGCCCUGUCUGCCACUUCAACCCGCUGGACGCGCUCUUCAAACGGCACGUCGCCGGCUGCGCCGUCUCCGUGGCCAGCAUCGCCGUCUGGUGCCUGGUGCUGUGGCGCUACGUGAGCGCGUUCGGCGCCGCGAGCUUCGCCUACCACUACGCCGUGCCGCUGUUCGUCUCGACGACGUACCUGGUGAUCGUCACGUUCCUGCACCACAACGAGGUGGAGAUUCCCUGGUACGCCGACUCCGAGUGGAGGAACGUCAAGGGUCAGAUCAGCUCCGUCGACCGCGACUACGGCUGGUGCCACGAGCUCACGCACAACAUCGGCACGCACCAGAUCCACCACCUGUUCCCCAAGAUCCCGCACUACCACCUGGAGGAGGCCACACGUCACUUCCGGAAGACGUUUCCGGACCUGGUGCAUAUAUGCAACGAGCCCAUCAUACCGGCGUUUGUGCGCAUGUUCAAGACCUUCGUACAACAGCACGUGAUAGGAAAAGACGUCGUUAUACAUAUAUACAAGAAGUAGGGUCUGAAUGGUAAUAAUUAGCGGUGUGAUGAUAAUUAGAUCUCCAAUCUUGACGAAUUAUCAUGUGAUGUAUAUUUAUUGCAUUUGCAAACCUUCGAUUAUGUUCGCUAAGCGUUCAAAUGAUCAUCGGAAAUCUUCGUUUAGGCUUAUGGUGAGGCACCAAGUGCCUCACACGAGGACGCGGAGCGCCCGAGUUGCUUAGUGGGGUCCGGGGGCAUAUUGGGACCGUCCCCCGAUCCCACAUUGCUUACGGACCUACAUCGGCCAAAUUAAAAAAAAAAAAACUUUUUUUUUAAAUUUCCUGUUAACAGCCGGGCAUUUACAUGUGUUUGGCAUCUAUUUAAUGCAGACAAAUUACGUAAUAAUGGAAUAGCCUAAAAAUCGCGGUAAAGAUUAAAGAAAAUGAUUUUUUUUAUAUAUUUCUAAUGUUUUAAUAGUAGAUUUAGUACUCUCGUUGUGUAAGUAAAUCCAUCCUACGCUAUUAUAAACAAGACAAUUUAAAGUUUCAUUCAUCACCACCGUACAUUGUUUUUACAUGACUAUAAACCUUCCCUUCUAUGAUGUCACAUUGAUCCGAUAUCGGCGCUUGGCGAACAUAAUCGAACAUUUUCAACUAAUAUUUAUUGCUUCCAGUGGGGUAAUUCGGAGAUAAGAAUGGUCUUCCAUCGACGAUUGGUUGAUUUUGUUUUAAUUAAACGGCCAAUCAACGAUGGGCGAACCAGUGGCAUAAUAUACAUUAUUCUGUCGUACCAUUUGUAGAUAUACAUAUUUGUUUUUGGAUGGUAGAGAUUCACAUAUAAUGUAUGUGGUUAUUACACAACGAGGUUUCAUAGUAUGGGAAUUGUACAUUGUAUUGAAGUUUGUUAAUUGUAUUUCUCGGAGUGAAAGUUGAAAAGUAACAGAUGUGUUUAGGUAGAUAAGAAAUAUUUUUGAGAUCGGGGAUUGCUUUUGGGCAUUAUAUAUAUAUAUAUAUUAUAUUUUAUUUUAUUUUAUUUUUGGUGGGGGGGGGGGGGGGGGGGAUUACAACCCAAAAGUGAUUGAGAUUGGGAGUUCCGACCUUAAAGUGACUGAUCAGGGAACAUUUUGUUCAGUUUGAACUUUCGCAUCGCGAUUCACUAGGCGUGUUUCAGAGAUCGUUUCACAAUUUUAAAACAUUAAAAAGUAGUUGCUAAUCAAUUUUAAUAGACUAGAAGAAUCGCUAAUCAAGACUUUGAAAGCAAAAUGUUCCCUGUUGAAAUAUGGAAUGUAGAAUUGCAUCCCUAUAUGAUUGAGAUAGGAAACUGCCACCCUAAAGCGACUGAAAUAGGGAAUUAUAUCCCUAUGUGAAAUGGGGAAUUAUAUCCCUAUGUGAUUAAAAUAGUGAUUAAUAAGUUACCAUGAUAGGGAAUUACAUCUAAUGUGAUUGAGGUAGGAUAUUACAACUUAUGUGACUGAGGUGGAAAAUUACAAUCACCAUGUGACUGAGAUAUGGAGGUAAAAAAAACUAAUGUUAUUUAAAUGUGGAAUUACAUCCCUAUAGUGAUUUUGAAAUAGGGAAUUACCACCCUAUAGUGAUUGAAGUAGGGAAAUACAACCGAUAAGUUACUAUGAUAGGAAUUACAUCCCUAAAGUGAUUAAGGUAGGGAAUUACAACUCUCGGAUGACUGAGAUGGGGAAUUACGACCAUUGAGUUACUAUGGUGGGGAAUUGAAAUCCUUGAGUGAUUGAGAUAGGGAAUUACGAUCAUUACGUUAUUAUGACAGGGAUAACUGAGAUGGGGAUUUACGACCAUUAAGUUACUAUGGUAGGGAAUUGAAACCCUUGAGUGACUGAGAUAGGGAAUUACAAUCAUUACAUUAUUAUGAUAGGGAUUUACAACCCUUGAGUUGUUAUGGUAAUUAUAGCUUUUAUGCAGUAUAUACAGUGUGGUUUAGAGAUCUGGGGCCUAUUUCAAUAAACAUCGUAAGUUUACGUCUGCUAUUAGCAGUUAUACCGGUCGUGCGUUUACACGUGUUUGGCAUCUAUUUCACGCAGAAAAUUGCUUCAUUACGGAAGUUGGAGCAUUUUAAGGACAAAAGAA
Messenger RNA from Gigantopelta aegis, 3476 nucleotides. RefSeq names its product fatty acid desaturase DES3-like. The transcript is spliced from 2 exons. Gene Ontology annotation, biological process: lipid metabolic process. The coding region runs from base 278 to 1417 and encodes 379 amino acids. NCBI's taxonomy places the organism in Eukaryota, Metazoa, Mollusca, Gastropoda, Neomphalida, Peltospiridae. Gene Ontology annotation, molecular function: oxidoreductase activity. The record is from RefSeq and is a predicted model, not a curated record.